This is a messenger RNA of Neofelis nebulosa (Clouded leopard), 3317 nucleotides long. Its product is annotated as cationic amino acid transporter 3-like. The transcript is spliced from 4 exons. Gene Ontology annotation, biological process: transmembrane transport; amino acid transport. Lineage: Eukaryota; Metazoa; Chordata; Mammalia; Carnivora; Felidae. Gene Ontology annotation, molecular function: amino acid transmembrane transporter activity. The coding region runs from base 500 to 2284 and encodes 594 amino acids. Gene Ontology annotation, cellular component: plasma membrane. The record is from RefSeq and is a predicted model, not a curated record.
UGUAGCAGAGCUUGCUCUAUUCAGCUUUGUCUUUCCGACAGGGCUCAGCACAUAGUAUGCUUAGGCAUGUUCUUUCAAUGAAUGAAGAUUCUUCCACUUGGCUUUGCUGCCUCCUUCAUGUUUUGCCACACUUUCUCACUUGAGAUUGUGAAAGUCUCUGUGUCAUAUCUUCUUAUGGAGGACAUUGCUGUGGACUUUGCAAAAUAGCAGAUCUGGUUUGACAAGGUGGUAUACCAUCACCAGAGAGGAUUCAAGAGUCUUCUUCCUCCAUGCUGAAAGAGACAGAUAUCUAUUUUUACAGCUGCUGAAGGCAUUAUAGAGGGAUAACACAUACCAGAUGAAAUACGAAGCAAUAGCUUUAAAGCCUUGAGAGCAACAGUACUUGGCGGCAUCAACCCAACUUGGCUUAACUCCGGCUCACCGAACCAAAUCCCAGAUUCUAUGCUUCCUGGGCUUGCUAUACCUUUCUGAUCCUGGAAUCCUCUUCAAUUCCAGCUAGAUGCUGCGUCAGGCACUUCGCAGAUUUGGUCAAAAGCUGGUACAUAGACCUCCGUUCAAGGAACCAGUGCCUGAGGAUGACCCACAGAGAAGACUGAGCACUCUGGAUUUAGUGGCCCUGGGUGUAGGCCGCACAGUAGGUGUAGGUGUGUAUGUCCUGGCUGGUGAGGUGGUCAGCAAUCAAGCAGGACCAUCCAUUGUGAUCUGCUUUUUGGUGGCCGGCCUAUCUUCUGUGUUGUCUGGGCUGUGCUAUGCUGAGAUUACUGCCCGAGUUCCCCUCUCUGGCUCUUCAUAUCUCUACACUUAUGUCACUAUAGGUGAACUCUGGGCUUUUAUCACUGGCUGGAACCUCAUCUUCUCCCUUGUGGCAGAUACAGCCAAUGUAACCCGGGCUUGGAUUUUAGCUUUUGCCAAUCUGCUUGGGAACCAGAUCUCUCAGACCCUGCGUGAGAGCAUCUUACUGUAUGUUCCCCAAGUCCUUGCAGAAUAUCUAGUCUUCUUUGUUGUGGGCCUUGUGUUGUUGCUCAUGGAAUUGCAGACUCUGAACCAUAGUCAGUUUUUCCUGAUUACCAAAGUGAUCACAUUGGUGAAACUUUUGGUUCUUGGUUUUGUCAUCAUCUCUGGAUUCAUUAAGGGGGAUCUGCACAACUGGAUGCUCACAGAAGACGACUACAUAAUGGCUGGACUCAACGACACCUCGAGCUUGAGCUCCCUGGGCUCUGGAGGAUUUGUGCCCUUCGGCUUCGAGGGGAUUCUCCAUGGAGCAGCUACCUGUUUCUAUACAUUUAUUGGUUUCCACAAUAUUUUUGAAAGAGUUGAAGAAGCCCAGAAUCCCCAGCAUUCAGUCCCCAUGGGCAUUGUGAUUUCACUGUUCAUCUGCCUUCUGGUAUAUUUUGGUGUCUCUUCAGCACUUACACUUAUGGUGCCCUACUACAAGCUUCAACCUGGGAGCAUCUUGCCUGAGGCAUUUCUCCAUAUUGGCUGGGCUCCUGCCUACUAUGUUGUAGCUUUUGGAUUCCUCUGUAGUCUUUCAUCUAGCCUCUUGGGCUCUAUGUUACCCAUACGUCAGUUGAUACACAAGAUGGCAAAGGAUGGCCUAUUGUUCCCUGUUCUUGCCAGGAUAGAAACUGGCACAUAUGCUCCCAUCGUGGCUACUGUGAUCUUUGGCAUUACUGCACCAGUCAUGGCAGUCUUCUUUGGACUCACUGAUCUUGUGAACUUCAGGUCACUUGGGUCCCUGCUAGCUUACUCCCUGGUGGCUCUUUGUGUUCUCAUCCUCAGGUACCAGCCUCAGAGGAGGAAUGAGGAAAAUGAAGCAGAGGAGCAGGAGGAGAAUGGACCUGCAGCAGAGAGGCUAACUCUACAGGGACUACUUUUUCCAGGCAGCUCCACCCCUACUCCACUCUCUGGCCGGGUUGUCUAUGUUUGCUCCUCACUGCUUGCUCUGCUGCUCACUCUUCUUUGCCUGGUGCUGGCCCAGUGGCCAGUCCUGCUUUCUGGAGACCCAAUGUGGAUUUCAGUGGUUAUGGUGCUCCUGAUGCUCAUCACUGGGAUCACUGGGGUCAUCUGGAGACAGCCUCAGAGCUCCAGUCCCCUUUACUUUAAGGUCCCUGCCCUGCCUCUUGUCCCACUACUGAGCAUCUUCAUGAAUGUUUACCUUAUGAUGCAGAUGACAGCUGGCACCUGGGCCAGAUUUGGUGUCUCCAUGCUUAUUGGGCUUGCUAUCUAUUUCAGCUAUGGGAUCAAGCACAGUGUGGAGGGAGUUGGAAUGGCUAACUCCACUUAAGCUUUGGAGAUAUAUUCAGAAUAAGUUCAAUGGUGGUGAUGGAAAAUGUGGGACAACAGAAGCUUUAUGAGAUGGAGUCAUGGUGUCAAAACAUAACCAAGGUGAAAAAUUAGAGCUGCUGUAGAGAAACAACUAGAAACCCUACUUCUCAUCUUGCCUAAAGCUCACCUGAGGAUAUUGUUAAUCAUCUGACAACAUGUUUCCUUCGACUGCCUUAUUCAUUCCCACAUCCAAUGCGUUACUGAGUCCUGCUAAGUUUACAGGAGAAAUCGCACUCAUACCUGCGCCAUUCUUUCCAAUUACACAGUUCUGGUCUUCGUUCAGGCCUUCUAUCAGUUUGGACUAUUGCAACCACCUUCUGGUUUGGUUGCUGGCCACUAUCACUCACUCCACCCCAUUUUAUCCUCAACAUUGGUAUCAGAUCUUUCUUCCUAAAAGAAUAUAUUACCAUCCCUGCCUCCACUUUAUUUCUCCACUGACUGUAAAAUAAAUCAUCUUGGCAUGAUGUAAACAGCUCUUCACAGUCCUAUUCGUUUGCCCUAGUCUGCCAAUCUCCUCUCUUUAUCUCCACCACAGUACCUCUGACGAUGUUAUUCUUCCACGUGCUGCUUUUCUUUGGGUUUCUGAACAAGCAACCUCGUUUUCCUACAAUGUCCUUAAUUAAGAACUCUUAAUUCACCCACCUUUUAAACCCAGUUCAAACAUUUUCUCCUUCUGUGAGGUCCUCCAAAAUCCCUAAUAUCAGAGCUUUGAUAAUACUUCAGUGACUGUGCUUUUCACAUGUAUAUAUAAUUAAUACAUGUGCAUGUCUAUAUUCCCUAUGACAAUGAGACCUCCCAGGCCAAGUUCACUGUAAUGUUCCUGUUGUAUCCCAGCACUUAUCGCAGUGCCCAGAACACAACAGACACUAUGUAAAUGUUAAUGCUAAUUUGAAAUGUAAAACCUAAAAUGUUAAAUCAAACUAAUUAUAUAAUCCCAAUAAAUUCGGAAAUAGUAUAAAUUUUCCUAAUAAAAAGAAAUCAGUGUUACUAAA